UCGCGAAGUUACAUGCGCGGCGCCCUCUACAAAUUCUUCAAAACCUGGCGUCCGAAACGCGACUGGUUUUGAUUUAGUCCCGCUUUGAGUGCGAAGUCUUCCCUUUACUGUCUAUAAUUGAUAAUCAAUUCAUGAUACUGAUAACAGUCAUCUAAAAAAAUUGGUCUAGUCAGAAACUACGAAAGUGAUUCAUAGAAACUAUUUUUACAAAAUCUGUAUCUAUUCUACACCAUGUUAUCGUUAUCUGGCUGAUCUGACGUUAGAGACAGCGUAAUUUCCACGUUAUCGAAAGGAUGUCAACCUACAGACGAGCUACUCUUCGAAUAGAGGAGGCUGAUUUGAGAUGUAAUAAAGCAGGAUGCACUUACUAUGGAACUCCCCAAUGCGAAGGGUUUUGUUCGAAAUGCUAUCGAGAGCAUUUACAACGGAAACAAUUACAUAGUAGUACAUCUGUGACUCGUCCUGCAGCAGCAGAUCAGGCUACACAUUCGCCUCUAUUUUCCAACACAGAUCCGAAGAAGUAUCAGCCAUCGUCGGAUAAGAAGAAUAAACUAUUGAGGUCGUUCAGAUUCAACAAAAAAACGUUCGACAGAAGUGAUGAUUUGCAGUCAGAUUUAAUAAACAUGUUCUCCAUCUCCGAUACACCUCACGAGCUUGAAAAAUUACGCGAAAUAGCCCAAUCUUUGUUCGUGGAUAUGGGAUCAACCAUCGAAACAGAUACGUACAAAUGUAUCCAUUCUUAUUUGAGGAAAAUGUAUAGCGAAGUAGAAUUGGGAUGCAAGUUCAAACUAACCAUAGACGAUUUAUCCAUGAGAACGCAGAAUUUUUAUCAAGCAUUUUCCAAACGUAUGGAGACCCAGAAAGCCUACGGAGGGUUAACUUUGGAGCAGAGGGAAAAUCUGAUGAAUUACGUGGAGAAGUUUUCGAUGACGUUGCUUCAUCAAGUCCUGUUCUGUCCUAUUUUCACCAAUGACGAAGAAAUGGAUCUCAUUAUUCAGAAACGGAUUCGACAACUGAAUUGGGUCAAUGCAACUCAUCUGGAUUGUCAUAUCGAUGAAAUGAACCCCAGCGUUCGAGAUUUAGCUUUCACUUCGAUGUUAGAAUUAUUGAACAUGGAUUCUGCAAAAGCCCCUCAAGAUAAACUGAAUUGUGUUGUGAAAUGUUGCAAGAAUAUCUUCGAGCUUCUGCAGUACGCUGUCGGUGGUCCUGCUUCGGCCGAUGAAUUCCUGCCGUCUUUAAUUUUCGUUGUGCUGAAAACGAAUCCUUGUCGUCUCAAGAGUAAUAUCAACUAUAUUACGAGAUUUUGCAACGCUAAUCGCCUGAUGACCGGAGAAGAUGGAUAUUAUUUUACUAAUUUGUGUUGUGCUGUUUCUUUUAUUGAAAAUUUGGGUGCUGAGUCUUUGAAUAUGACUCAUGAUGAAUUUGAGCAGUACAUGAGCGGAGAAAUUAUUUCCACGAGUACCUGGGAGUGUGCUCUAGUCAUUUGUGAGAAUAUGCAAUUGAUGUACGAACAUCUAUCUACUUUGGCUGAGCUGAAUAAAAGACAGGAUAAUUUCUUUAUCGAAGCUGAGGAAUUUAAAAACGAAAUAUUAAAAUUCAAGGACGACAUCAAAAACAGAGUAGAAAAUAUCAUAGCCGAAUACCCGUUGAAAUUAAAACGCGAACUAGCCGAAUCUGACGACCACCCUACCUACGAAAUACCUCAAAAUUCCUCCUUCAUUUUCAACCCGUCAAAAAUACCACCAAACAAAAACCUCGAAGAAUGGGCAACCUUCGGUAGUCCAAAAAUCCCUCCACCAUCGUCUAUACCUCGCCAUCUACUAAACAGCAGCACAUCUUCGAAUCUAAGCUACGAUUUCGAUUUAUCCGAUCAUAGCACCGAUAAUAGCCAAGCCGAAGAUUUGAUUUCAUUCACCUCGAACGAUUUCAACAACGAUCCUUUACUAGACGAUUCUUUGACAUCGCUUCGACACACAGGAGAUAGUGCAGAACCACCGGACGGCACUGAAAGUCUGGGAUCAUCGUCCGAAUUAGAUAAUUUACUGCAGCCCGCAUCUCUCCCGAGUAAAAAACCACCCAUUGCUAAUGUACCUGAAUACAAGGGAUUUUCAUCUCAAGGUUUCAACAUUCCUAGCAUACCGUGUGAUACCGGUAGCGUCCACGUAACCGAUAAGAAUUACUCGCUGUUGAAUGAUUAAUUUGUUAUAUCGACCAUUGUCAUCUGUACGACAAAUUUAAAAUGAGCGAUGAUGAAUUUGCACCUGUCUACGUACACUCUUUUAGUCCAAAGUUUUUAAUCGUAUUAUAUCGCAGCUACACAAACGUUCAUUGUUACGUGUUUUCUGUUUUACUUUUGUUUUUUCUUGUUUUUUUUUUUUUUUUUUUUAUUCGUAAAAGCAUUGAAUUUGCUUUUUAUAGAUUUUACUUUCACUUUUUCCCUUCUUUUUUGAUUAGAUUAUUAAUUUUCCUUUGAAUAUAUUGCAAAUGUUACCUAUUUUUA
Planococcus citri (citrus mealybug) is the source of this 2500-nucleotide messenger RNA. RefSeq names its product Rabaptin-5-associated exchange factor for Rab5 (gene Rabex-5). Gene Ontology annotation, biological process: vesicle-mediated transport. The coding region runs from base 294 to 2198 and encodes 634 amino acids. Lineage: Eukaryota; Metazoa; Arthropoda; Insecta; Hemiptera; Pseudococcidae. The transcript has 11 exons. The record is from RefSeq and is a predicted model, not a curated record. Gene Ontology annotation, molecular function: guanyl-nucleotide exchange factor activity; small GTPase binding; DNA binding. Gene Ontology annotation, cellular component: endocytic vesicle; cytosol.